AGGCGCAACGCAACGCAACGCAACGUUUCGACUAUUUUCGUGGAGAACGUGGCCUCGUGGGGAUAAUAAAGCGGAAGGAAGGAGUGAAGGACCCAAACGUCCACACCACAAUCCCCGCCGUUCCUCGGAAACCUAAUUAACCCGGCCGCCGGUGGGUAGCUACUAGCUAGCCUUAGCGUCGCGAUGGCCUCGCCGCCGGCGCACCGUCAGCUCGACGCCCUCCCCGACGACCUCCUGGCGGAGGUCCUGAUCCGCCUCCCGUCCCUCGCCGACCUCGGCCGCGCCUGCGCGUCCUGCGCCUCCUUCCGCCGCGUCGUCACCGACCGGGCCUUCCUCCGCCGCGCGCGCGCGCUCCAUCCGCCGUCGCUCCUCGGGUUCUGCGGCGCCUCACCCGGCGCCGGCGGGUUCCACUUCCACCCCGCCGAGCCGCCCCACCCGUCCGCCCCCGCGGCCCGCGGCGUGCUCCGCGCCGCCGACUUCGGCUUCUCGUUCCUCCCUUCCCCUGAUCCCCUCGGCUGGGUCGUCCGUGACGUCCUCGGCGGCCGCUUCCUGCUCGACCGCGACGUCGUGGAAGAAGGCGCCGCCGCCGCCUCGAGGAUCCUCGCCGUGUGCGACCCCUUGUUCCGGCGGCACUUGCUUCUCCCCCAGAUUCCUCAAGACCUAGCCGCCGCCUCCGCCCUCCGUCAAUCGCGCCGCGGCGAUACCUUCUUCGCUCCGAUCGGUGAAGAAGAGUGCGUGGCGGCGGUGGCUGAGACGUCAUUCAAGGUGAUCUGGAUUGCGGAGUGCGCAGAUAAACUCGUCGCCUUCGUCUUCUCUUCAGUCACCGGGCAAUGGCGAGCCACUGCAUCUGUCUGCUGGGGAGAUCUGAGCCCUGCAUUCUCGCGCCCCGCUUGCCGCUCCAUGUCGCGGCGCAGCUACGCAUACGGCUGCUUCUACUGGAUGAUGGGUGACUCAGUGAAGAAUCUGCUUGUGCUCGACAUGCGUAGGAUGGAUUUCUCAGUUCUCGAGCUCCCAUCGAGCGCGCCUGGCCAUGACAUUGUGGAAUGCGCCAUCGUAGAGGAAGGAGAAGGCAAGAUUGGGAUGUUCGCUUUCCGUAAUUACAUCGCAGGCUAUGCACUCCAGAUCUAUUCUGCAAAGAUGCAAAAUGAAGGGAAAGCUGCUGCCGGCAAAUGGAGUUUUGAGACUGCCAUGGUCGUGCCUUUCGACGAAUUCGGCAUCCUGGGUGCGACCAGCAGGGAGUUGUUCUUGAAAGUUCCUCCGAGUUUCGCGCGCGGGUGCUAUUCGCUGGAGUUCAGCACAAACCCAAGUUGCAAGUAUCUUGAGUCUGUCCGUAGGGUGAUCAGUGGUGUUCCACCUUCGCUGUCAUUCCUGUAUGUUGGCUACCCGCCAUCUCUAUCAUCACCAAGCAUAUGAAGCGGUAAGCUUGCUCUUUUCCUGGCCAUAUCUUUUUGCAAGAACUAUGAAAAUUAAUUUGUGUUAUGAGGGGAUUACUAGAGGUUUACAAUGUCUUUUUUGACCUUUCAUUCUAAGGAACGUACUACUGCAACUGCAUCAACAAUC
Oryza sativa Japonica Group (Japanese rice) is the source of this 1560-nucleotide messenger RNA. RefSeq lists its product as uncharacterized. The record is from RefSeq and is a predicted model, not a curated record. NCBI's taxonomy places the organism in Eukaryota, Viridiplantae, Streptophyta, Magnoliopsida, Poales, Poaceae. Gene Ontology annotation, molecular function: protein binding.